AGAUUGUUCAUUGAAUUGGUAAAAGUGUUACGGGUAAUUAUGAAAUUCUAGAUUUUAUAUUUCUGGUUAAUUAUUGUUAUAUUUAUUUACAUUGGUUCUUAAGCUUGCUAAAAUGACAUCGAUUAAAGCGUGUUUUGUAGUACUAGUCGUAGUCGUUUUUUAUCAAACAACUACACUUGGUGAUUUAGUUACCGAAUCGACAUCAGAUAACCGAUUGACAUCAAGGAAAUUCAUGGAGUUUCUUCCAAAUUCAGUCGAGUCAUUAGAAAGUUUAAUUGUAGAAGGAGGGGACGUGAUCAAAGCCAAAAGUUAUGACAAACUGAUACAAAUGUAUAAAGACAAUGACGACAAGGAAGCUCUGAUGGCGCUGACUAAAAAUGCGCACAUUUUAUCUUUUAAUUACAAACACUCGAGCGCAACAUUACAAAAUACUAAAAAUCUUAGGGGCUCUAAACAAGGGUAUCAAUUCGCUGACAAAUGCAUAGCAGAAUACGAGAGCGACCCGGCUAAACUUUACGAAUGUCUAAAGUGGAAAGCAGCGCUUUAUGAAACAGAUAUUAUUGAAGGAAACGUAUUGAUGAGCAAAACGUCGCUGGAUCAGUUAAAGAAAGUCUUAAUUCAAAUGGACAAAAUAAAGGAGAAUAACCCCGACAUCCCUGAUGAUCCAUUUGUGACUUUUCUGAAAGGAAGAAUAAUAUGCGAAAUUAAAUUAAUGUCAGAUGUUGGGAAAUUCUCUUUCAAAAAAAGCCAAUCUUUGUACGGAGAUAUAAUCGACCACAAACAAGAAACAAUCCAAACUUGUAUAAACAAGUUAAAAGAUUUCGAAUCGGAAGUCGGCGAUUCCGGGCAAUUCAGAGAAAGUAAACUACUACUGGGAAUAGCUUAUUUAGCAGACCGAAAAUGGCCAGAAGCCCAAUAUUGGCUCCAGAAAGCAAUGGACAUACCGGUUAGAGACACCGAGGGAAAAUUGAAAAACAGAGCAGCUCAAAUUGCAUUAGAAAAACUUCAAUUGAAAUUGUUUCCAAAUACAUUUAAAUAACAGUUUACUAUAAAAUAUUAUAUUGUUAAUUAAAACGUUAUUAUAUUGCUAAUAUUAUACAAUAGCCUACAAAAAUAUAUAAUAUCAGCUAUGUGCUAUAAAUACAAUAGAUAGCUACUAAAUACCAUAUUUUUAAAACAUUGCAUCAUUAUUAAAAUAAAACACAAUUGCAAGAUAUCA
Adelges cooleyi (spruce gall adelgid) is the source of this 1219-nucleotide messenger RNA. RefSeq lists its product as uncharacterized. The transcript is spliced from 8 exons. Bases 113 to 1039 code for a protein of 308 amino acids. Lineage: Eukaryota; Metazoa; Arthropoda; Insecta; Hemiptera; Adelgidae. The record is from RefSeq and is a predicted model, not a curated record.